UUUGUGGUGUCCCGUCUUCUUGACCCAGCCAAUAUUUGAUGGGACGGUCAGCGUGUACACGUCACAGCUCUCAGCUGUACACGUUCAUUGGCGCUUUAACUUCGCGAGUGCUUAUUUAUUCCUGUCCGCCGGUAUGCUCUGACCUACACGUAAGACAUUUGACUCUGUGUUGUAUAUCGAGCUAGGUUUUGGUGGCAUCACUCAGCUAAGGUGAAACGAGUGUUUUUUGUGAGGUUUACCGCGGCGGUUUGGACAUACAGGAGCGUCUGUCAUAUGGAACGCAGAGGACACGCGCUUAUUUGCCAUAGUAAACGAGUUAUGGACACACAGUAAUAUGGAUGUUGUUGGACACACCAAAGAACAUUAGUCAUUGUGCAACCUUCAGAGAAAGUUAUGGAAACGACUGCUGACCCCUAAAUAAAACCCACGGUGAUCCGCGGGGAUCAUUUCACAAGGAUUAAUGGCACGCCUUUUUUUCAUUUACUUCUGUGACCAUGAGUUUAUGGUUAAUAGACUAACCAUGAAAUAUUGUUAAGACAUGUGACACAACAGACCCACCAUGCUAGACCAAAGUGGGCUACAGUGUCAGUACAGGAAAGCUAAAAUGAAUCUUUCUUCCACUUAAAUAUGGCUUGAGUUGGGACCAUAGACGGUUUCGAUGAUUAUUUAAGUCUCAGAGGAAGCAAAGAGACCAUGUGUAACAUCUCAACCUCGUGCAAUGUUGACUCGAACAUAGACCAGUUCUUCCAGCCGGUGCUAUACAUAAUUGUCAUUGUACUCGGCUUCCCCACCAACUGCAUGGCCCUGUGGGCCGCAUACAUGCAGGUAAAACAGAAAAACGAGCUGGGUAUCUACUUGAUGAACCUCUCUGUGGCUGACAUCUUGUACAUAGCCACUUUGCCCCUGUGGAUAGAUUAUUUCGUGCAUCAUGACAACUGGAUCCACGGCCAGGUGUCCUGCAAGCUCUUCGGUUUCAUCUUUUACACCAACAUUUACGUCAGCAUCGCCUUUCUUUGUUGCAUAUCCGUGGAUCGCUACUUGGCCGUGGCUCAUCCUCUCAAGUUCGCUAAAGUCCGUCGGGUGAAAACGGCCGUGCUGGUCAGCAUCGUCGUCUGGGUGACUGAAAUAGUGGCUAAUUCUGCACCUCUCUUCCACGACGAACUGUUUAAGGAUCGCUUCAACCAUACCUUCUGUUUUGAAAAGUACCCAAUGCAGGACUGGGUGGCUGGUAUGAACCUUUAUCGCACUUUUUUGGGAUUCCUGGCACCUUGGGGUGUGAUGCUGGCAGCGUACAGAGGUAUCCUGAGAGCUGUGCGAGGUAACGUCUCCACUGAACGACAGGAGAAGGCCAAAAUCAAGAGGCUGGCCCUCAGUUUGAUCCUCAUCGUUCUCCUCUGCUUCGCUCCCUACCACGUCCUCCUGCUGUGGCGUAGCGUGAUGUUCCUCAGCGAUCCCUGUGACUGUAGUGCCGAGGAGGACUUGUUUGGCGCGUAUCAUGUGGCUCUAGCACUCACUAGUCUUAACUGUGUGGCGGACCCCAUCCUUUACUGCUUUGUGAACGAAGGGGCCCGUAACGACGUCACCCGGGCUCUGACCGCCCUCAUGGGUCUCUUCCAUCGAGGGAAAAUGGACGCACUGAUGGGGAAUUCUCUCACCGUGGAGACGCCUCUAUCAGUGAAGAAGCCUGAUUUGUAUAAUGGAGUCAAGGCUAAUGCAUACAAAACGGACAUUGAAGUGCUCAAAGACGAGUGCCUUCAAAUGACCAUUCUCAGUGUUAGAAAGUGAAACCAAAUGUGGAUUUUACACACAGGGGCCCAAGACGAAUUUGGUUAUGUAAUGCUGUCUUAAAUGCGAUGUAGGUAUUUUAUCCGCUUGUUAAGUCAUGAUGCAAGGAAUACUGUUUCCAGGUCCAAGCCUUCACUCAUUUCAAUAGAGGAUAUUAUUUAAACAAAGCACUAUUUAUUCAUAUCACAUGUUUAAGUGAAAAUUGUAUAAACAAUGAAAACAGCAGUCUCCAGGCUCACAGAAUUACCGACAGCAAUAUAUCAAUAAUUCGAAUUUUGUUAUGGAGAUAAAAAUUAGGAUCAUGUUUUUGGCAGAGUGUAUAUUAGCGGGAUUUUUUAUUUCCCUAUGGCAUUUGAGAUCGGUUGGACCUGGAAGCGCUGCAUGACGUCAAACUUAACAAGCAGAUUGCAUUGGAUAUUUCAAAAUAUCAAACCAAGCGACAUCCAAAAAUAUGCUGAAUGUUUUCUCAAAACUAAUUUAUUUAGAUCUUUUAAUAUUUACUUUAACCAACUGUUACCACAGUGCAUUGCAAUGUAUACAUUUUAGCAGGAUGUGUGUUCUUUGGGUUUGAACCCAUCACCUUUUGUGCUGCUAACACAAUCCUCUACCAACUGAGCUAUGCAGGAGCUUAUCAUGUUAGCUUGAACAGGACAAACAGAAAAUAUCCUAAUACACUAUUAAAAAUAAAGGUGCUUCACGAUGCCAAAGAAGGGCCAUUUUUGGCUAAAUGGUACCAUAAACGGUGUUGGGGGUAACGCAUUACAAGUAACGUGCAUUACGUAAUAAUAUUACUUUUCUAAAGUAACGAGUAAAGUAACGCAUUACUUUUUAAAUGUACACAUUAAUAUUUGAGUUACUUUUUUAGUUAAAUUAAUUCAAUAAAAAAUUUAUGUACUGAAUUAGGCGCCAGUCACACCAAAAGCACUUUAAACGCUUGCAAACGCAAGGGGCGACGCACUGCCUUUUUUAAAAAAAAAAGAGCAGUGCGGCACGGCUUUUCAUAUUGCUAAGCAACCACCGAGUCAGCUGUCUUGUCAAUCAAAUAUUGAAGCGUGAGCGCUCUUUUGCUGUUAACUGUCAUAUUAGCAGAAACUUUAAAAAGAGGCCGCUUGCUCUGACCUUGUUUGAGGAUGAGAGGUGCACAAACACGCAGGAGAGAGUGAGCGAGUGGAGUCCGGUUCUUCAAAGCAACUGUAAACUUCCCUCACCACAACAUAAGGCCCGCCUCUCCCCUCAUUCGAUUGGAUAAUGGAAAGACGCAAAUGACGUCGGGCGCUUCUCCGCUCUCAGGGCUCCUGCAAAAAACCGCAAGGCGCUCGGUGCGCAUAAUAGCGCGCAAACCCGCCCUGCCCAUAGAAUAUCAUUCAAAAAAGGCGCCUGCAACUGCCAUAAACGCUUUUGGUGUGACUGGCCCUUUACACUAAACAUAGUCACAUUAUGCACUUUAUGCGUAUAUGCCAAGCGUGCCGCACAAGCCCUGAAAAGUGAAGCCAAAACAUUUUGAUCACCCCCCCAGUGACUGGUCCCAGUAUAGGUCAUAAACCACGUCUCCCCCAUCGUAUUCAAUGGGACUUGAGACCAACUAAACCAUUUAAUUACACUUCAAUUAUCUUUUUUCUGAAGCUGGUUUCUAUUAUUUACUGUAGUUUUUAUCACGCUGAUGUAAAUCCAAGUGUUUGUUUUUAAAAUAAGUUUGUUUUUAGUUAGUUAUUUAAUGCUAUAAAAACAGUGGUGCCACUUCAUGAUUGAAAGUUGUAAUAUGCACAUUCUGCGAGGGCGGGGCCUUGAUUUCGCGGCUUUACUUCCUGCUCACUACUGCGCAGGACUGGUCCCGAAAUCGCUACUCGUAGACUCAAGACCCAAGAUGUCAGCGCCGUAUCAGGACACUGGCGGCUUCACUUUUCACCAAUGGAAGAGAGCGAACGGGUGUCGUCCAUCUUUUUUACAGUCUAUGGUACAUGCCUAUGUGGAAACCGUUUGAGUCAGAAACUGAGAUGGCAGGCCAGAGUUCGACAUUUUUGUGAUGAAAUAAGCAAUUUCUGAAUGCAGAACUUUUCAGUCAUAAAAACACCUGCAAGGCCUGAAAGAGAUCAAGCCUCAGCUAAGAAAAAGUAACAUAAAAGUAACUAAAAAGUAACGUAAGCAUUACUUUCCAAGUAAUUGAGUAACGCUAUUAGUUAGCUUUUUUGGGAUUAAAGGUGUAGUGUGUAGAUUUUAGGGGAUUUUUAACCUCUAGUGGGGAGUUUGCGAAUUGCACCCCUCCCUUUUGAAGCACAAAGACAAGCUACGGUAGCCAUCAUAGGACAAACAUGUCAUCGUCUGAGACAACAUAAUGACAAAUGCGCUAUGUAGAGUACUUUUUCCAUUUAGGGAUCCUGUAAAAACAUGAUGCCGCAAAAUGGCGGCCUCCAUGUAAGGGGACCCACUGUGUAUAACAACUCAUUCUAAGGUAAUAAAAACAGUACAGUUAUUUUUUUAAAGUCUUUAUACACCAAUGAAAACAUAGUUAUCUAUAUUAUAUUGCAUUGCUGUUAAAAGAACUUUCUAAAAUUUAUACACUGCACCUUUAAUAUUGUAAUGCAUUACUUUUAAAAGUAACUUUCCCCAACACUGACUAUAAAUCGCAGUCGUUCUCAAACUUUUUCUGUGUCCCCCCAUCUCCAUUGUGUACGGUGCAUCACUUUGUGCCCCCCCCAAAAAAAAAUUUAUGACAUAAAACAUUCUAAAACUUAAAAUUUGGAUUAAACAAAACAUAUUAAAUUCCAACAUUGUUAGUAGCCUUAAUUUUCUGAGGUAUUUAAGAUAAAUUAAUAUGUUUUGUCAUAAAACUGGGCCCCCCAGCACCAUAUUGUGCCCUCCAGUUUGAGAAACAUUGCAAAAAUAACCUUCACGUUCAAAGAGUUGAAUAAAAGUUCUUGAGAUUAUUAAAAGGUAUGAAAGAAAUAAAGAUCAGAUGCUAAACCCUCUUAAGUGCAUCUGACAUGUUUUUUUGUAAUUGAUCAUUUUUAUCAGACUUUUAAUGGAUUCUGCCAACACACCUGUAUUUCUAAAUGUCCUGAGGCUGGGAUGAAAUGGAUUUGUAGCGGAAGUUUUUGAUUAACGUAUAAUACAUGCCGAAAGCAUUUGGUUUAUAUCAUUAUCUCAUUUUUAACAGAGAUGGCGCUUAGCGUUUUUUGCAUCUGAGCUCCUCAAAUGAUUCUUUAAAGAACCUGAAUGGUGGUGGCAUUGCUGUAAAAAAGCACCUUUAUUUUUAAGAGUGUCUCUAUUUAGGAUUACAUUGUAUAAUUUUGCUUUUACCAGCUUUCUUUUAAAUAAAUGACACUUGGUUGGAUAUUUUGAUAUUUAAUGCAUAAUCGUACUAUUCUUAAUGUGGAUAAAGCAUAAGGGCUUUGUGUACAACAGCUAUGUGUACCUCAAGUUUUUUCCUGAAACACUUUCUAUGAUAAAAUUCAAUGUGUCUUUUAUUGGGAGAGGAGGACCAAUAUCUACAAAAUGUUGAUGUUAAAUUCCCUUGUCCUUUUGAAUGUUCAUCGUGCCUGCCAUCGGUGUCUGUCUUUUUAAAUUUUAUAGGAAGUAUACUCUGCAAUGACUGUUUAAUUUAUUUUGUAGCUCAUGUCACAGUCAACACAAAUACCGACUGCGAAUGACUGUUGUAUGGGGAUGUUUAAGACAAGCCUUAUGAUGUAUCAAUAUUCUGGACCAUAUCCUGUAAAAAGCCUUCUGUAGUGUUCCAGAGGUACAUGUUUGUCUGAUUUAAUCCUCUCUGUUCAGUGACCCACAAAUACCCCAAAUGGAAACAGUGUUUCCAAACAGUGGGCUUUGCACUUGUUUACAUUUUUCUUCAGUAGUUCCAGAUUGUCCUGAAUGUCAACCACGAGAAAAAGUGCAAUGUAAUGGGAUUGUUGUUAUGCCAAAAUAAAAUAAAUGAUGUGCUUGUGUUGUG
Misgurnus anguillicaudatus (oriental weatherfish) is the source of this 5728-nucleotide messenger RNA. RefSeq names its product G protein-coupled receptor 4 (gene gpr4). Gene Ontology annotation, biological process: G protein-coupled receptor signaling pathway. The record is from RefSeq and is a predicted model, not a curated record. NCBI's taxonomy places the organism in Eukaryota, Metazoa, Chordata, Actinopteri, Cypriniformes, Cobitidae. Gene Ontology annotation, molecular function: G protein-coupled receptor activity. Gene Ontology annotation, cellular component: membrane.